Ahaetulla prasina is the source of this 4602-nucleotide messenger RNA. RefSeq names its product autophagy related 14 (gene ATG14). The transcript is spliced from 10 exons. Gene Ontology annotation, cellular component: phosphatidylinositol 3-kinase complex, class III; mitochondria-associated endoplasmic reticulum membrane contact site; autophagosome. The record is from RefSeq and is a predicted model, not a curated record. Gene Ontology annotation, biological process: mitophagy; cellular response to starvation; autophagosome assembly. Bases 39 to 1520 code for a protein of 493 amino acids. NCBI's taxonomy places the organism in Eukaryota, Metazoa, Chordata, Lepidosauria, Squamata, Colubridae.
CCACGUGACCGCCGGCCUGCCGUUAGCCCGUCAGCAAUAUGGCGUCUUCCAGGGGCGACGGUUGGGCCGGGCCGAGCUGGCGGCGACCCGGCAUUGUGGCCGCCGAAGGGGCUUACCCUUCGGAUGCGGAAGCCGGGGCCGAGGGCCUCUAUGUAGCCGUGGAGCGCUGCCCUCUUUGCAACAGCACCCGCCGCCGCCUGACCUGCGCCAAGUGCGUCCGCAGCGGCGACUUCGUUUUCUUCGAUGGCCGCGAUUCUGAGCGGUUUUCUGAAAAAAAAGAGAGAUUAAAGCACCUUAGAAAGAAACAGCAUGAAUUCCAGUCUCAGUUGUUAAAAGCUAUAGAGGGGAAGCAGAUAGCAGAUCAACUGAGAUGGAAAAUAAUGUCUUGCAAGAUGAGAAUUGAGCAGCUGAAGCAAACAAUAUGCAAAGAAAAUGAAGAAAUAGCAAAAAAUUCAGAGUGGCUUCUUAGAAUUAAAGAUGAGAACCAGAAACUUUACCGAAGGGCUCAGCGCCAUCAGGACAAGAAGGAGAAAAUCCAGAGGCACAAUCGCCGGCUUGGAGAGCUAGUAGAGAAGAAGAACUAUGACUUGAGAAGCCAUCAUGAGCAUCUGGCAGAUCUCCGGCGGUCACACGUCCUGGAAUUAACUUCUAUUAUAUUCCCUAUUGAGGAAGUGAAAAUCGGUCUGAGGGACUCCACAGAUGUCUCUUCAGAGAGCGACAAUGCCAUGACCUCCAGCACAGUAAGCAAGCUUGCAGAAGCCAGGAGGACCACCUACCUUUCUGGGCGAUGGGUGUGUGAUGAUCAUAAUGGAGACACCAGCAUUGGCAUCACAGGGCCUUGGAUAACCCUUCCCAACAAUGGGGAUUAUUCCGCUUACUACAAUUGGGUAGAAGAGAAGAAAACUACACAAGGACCAGACAUGGAGCAUAACAAUCCUGCUUAUACCAUCAGUGCUGCUUUGUGCUAUGCAACUCAGCUUACUAACAUUUUGUCACUUAUACUGGAUGUAAACCUUCCCAAAAAGCUAUAUAACAGUGAGUUCUGCGGAGAAAAUCUUAGCAGGAGGAAAUUCACCUGGGCAGUGAAAAAGCUAAAUGCCAAUAUCCUUUACCUUUGCUUUUCUCAGCAUGUCAACUUAGAUCUUCUGCACCCUCUACAUACACUCAGAAACUUGAUGUACUUGGUCAGUCCUGAGACAGAACAUUUGGGAAGGUCUGGACCAUUUGAGAUCAGUGCUGAUUUGGAAGAUUCCAUGGAGUUUGUGGACCCCAGCGGUGCUGGUGAAACAGAUGAGAGUGGAGAUGAGCACAUAAGUGAUGAAGAAACUGACCUUGGAACAGACUGGGAGAACCUGCCCAGCCCACGGUUCUGCGAUAUCCCCUCCCAGCCAUUAGAGAUGCUGCAGAGCCAGAGCACGCAGGCUUCUCAACCGAUAGCCAGCAGCAGUGCUGGUGGCAUGAUCUCCUCAGCAGCAGCCUCAGUUACCUCUUGGUUUAAGGCAUACACUGGACACCGCUAAGAAAUAGUUGGGCCUCUAUGACCCACCGUCACUGUAGAAGACUUUGAGAGUCAGUUCGGUAGUGCCUGGAACAACGGGGGGUGGGGGGGUCUGACUUUCAUUUGCAGAAGCUCCAGCAGCUCUUCUUUUGCCCAAGGCAUAAGUUCCUCCCAUUUUUCUGACACCUGCAAUGGAAUUCAGCAGUUCUGAGUCACAGUCUUUGUGUGUAUGUAUGUGUGUGUGUGUGUAUACUGAAAAAAAUUACCUGCACAUUUUGUUUCUAGUCUGUAUUUUUUAAAAGAAGCUAAGAAAGGCAAUCAUUUGAAGCAUGGAAACAGGAAGAGAAUCAUGGAAAAAAGCAAUCUGAGAGUCACGCAAAUGCUUAAAGUCACCCUGGUCAGUCGGUUCUAGCAAUGCCCUUGGACUUCUUGGUUUUCUGGAGUGUGCAUCAUUUACAAACUUAACACACAAAUGUACAUUUCAGGAACCCUCUGGCAAAUGAUGCUUUUUUAAUGAGUUUCUAAACUCUGUUGCCAUACUUUUAAUACAGAAAACCAUCCUUAAAAAAAAAACAACUACUGGCGAUAAUUAUAUCUUUUGUAUGUGUUGCAUUCAUCAAUUAGAAGAUCUUUCUGAAUAUUUUUCACAGUGAGCCACCCAGAGUUCCCAGGCUCCUUGUUCUAGCACCUGACACCAAAGAAAGGCUGGCCCAUAAUAAUUUGUAAAUAUAGAGCCACUCUGCUGUGGUCAGAAAGUUUGCAUCCAUACGUUCUUUCAUAAGGUGGAAGCACACUGCUCCUGCAGUUUGGUUUUGUGUACUACUUGUUCUCUGUCUUUUGGAAAGCUGGCACUCCUGAGAUGAGAACAUGAGGACUUCUCCUUUUUGUGUCCUGUUAGUGGCUACAGCAUGUUGUACAUAGACUUUAAAUCAAUUGUGAUUUUGUUUUGAAUUUUGGAGGGAUUUUGGAAGUAAAAAAGCUUUCCAUUUUCAUUGUAUUAUUCUCAUCCAUUUUUCUUUAACAUAUAUAUGUUUAUAUAUUAGAUCUAUUUCAGAUGCUUCCUGGCCGGUCAAGUCAGUUUGCAUGUCUGUCGGUGUUUUUCUUUGUCCGGACAGUGUUGGCUGUCCAUGCUGAGAUCAGAACUUGGGGGUUAGGCAGUUUUGCAUUACUCUUCCUAUUAAAAAGGACGAGGGACAGUCUUGCAAAUCAGGCUAAUUUGAGGAUUCAUCACGUGUCUCUCAUACCAACAUAUCUUUUACUUGAUCAUAAGAAAACAUUUUCCAAAUCAUCACAAUUUUCACUGUGGAACUCCAGUGGGGGGGGGAAAAAAACACUCUGUAACAGGUCUGGGUGGAGAUUGUUUAUAUUGUAAUGGAGUAAGGAGAAAACGGCAUGCAGUCAUUUGCUCCUUCAUAAAGCAGUUUCUGCCUUCAUAUUGCCUAGUGACCCAAAAUAAAUUGGCUAGGCAACUAUAGUUUCUGUUACAUCAUUUAUAUGCCGCCCCAUUUGUGGUCUCUGUGUUUUUAGUUAAUAGUCCUAGCAAUCUGAGUUUUAGAUGUUUUUCUGCCUUGGAGCCAGUUCAGCCUUUCAGCAGAGCAGGUACACCCCCUGAUGUGGAAUAUCCUCCCUUGAAGAAUACACACACAAUGUUUGUCCAACAUUAAUGCUUUGGCGAUUCUGUGUUGGGCGCUUUUUUCCUGUAUUACAAAGAUUUGCAAUCAUGCAAGAAUUUCUGAACUGGCAAAUAAGUUUUAUUCAGUGUUUCUGUGAUGGUCUUCUAUUUAAGCCUGGAGUGCAUAGAAGGAAGUGCAUAGGGUUUUAAGUAACUUUGCUAUGCAGAUUCUCCUUCCCCCGCUUCCCCGCCAAAUAAGGAUUUAUCUGGAGGAUAGGGAAACUACUACUUUAUAUUUCUGUUGCUAAACCAAAGAUUGCUUUAGUUAGGUGUUUUGAUUUAAAACCAGAUGGUGUGAUUUUUCCAUUCGUCAGACUUAGUAUAGAACAGGGGUCUCCAACCUUGGUCCCUUUAAGACUUGUGGACUUCAACUCCCAGAGUCCCUCUGGGAGCAAAGCUGGCUGAGGGACUCUGGGAGUUGAAGUCCACAAGUCUUAAAGGGACCAAGGUUGGAGAUCCCUGGUAUAGAAAGACAGCAAUACAAUGAUCCACAACCAUGUCUUUACUGGUUUCUGUAGAAGCCAUGUUGAUUUACAAACAAAGUGGCAGUGGACGGAAUUGUGGGUGACUGGCCUUUGUCUCAAAGAUCUUUGGUGACAUGGGAUUGUCCUCUUACCUACUUCUGUUAAUGAAACAAGUGGAAAUUUGUAAGAAGAAAGGCACUUUAUUAGUUGCAGGUGAUAUGGGCUGCUUAACAUUGUGAUUGGCGGGGUGGGGGGGGUAGAUGGCAGGCAGGCUCUGAACACUGUAAAUACCGUUGCUUUUCCUCUUCUGUUGUGUGUUCCUUUUUUCUGCUUUUUAUUUUUGAAUGCAAACCCUUGGAAAUCAUUUCUAGUGAACUGAGGGAAAUAAGUUUAAAAGCCAGUAAGCCAUGAAUCCUUUUUGCUUGUCAGUUUCAACUUCUUAAAAUGGUGCCUCUCUCCUUCCAACAGUGGAACAUUGCUUUGGAGGCCACCAAAAGGCAUCCAAAUAGUAAUAAGGUAGGGUGCUGCUCCCUUUCAAGGAAAAAAAAUGUAUUUUUUUAACGUUUUUACACUUCUAGAGCUAUCUGGAGAAGCUACAAAUACGUUUCUAAAUACGUGCAAUAGAGAAACAUUCUGCUUCAUGGACAGGGAUAUCCUGGGUUUUACAUCACUAAUUGCACAUUUUACAAGAUGUUACGGUAUCAACAAAGGUACAGCUGUAUGUUUAGGCCCAAGAAUCUCUACAUGCUUAAUGGGUUACUAGAAAUACAGUAAGCGGUUUGCUGCUUGAAAAUUGGUUCUCCAAACAAGGAUCGCUAAUUGAAUAUCCCUAAAUCCAUAGCUUCUUUUUUUUUAAGCUCAUGACCUUGUGGUGCCACUUUCAAAACUAGUAGUCCUAACUAAAUGCAAAUGUGUUUUUAAAAUUGUACUACUGCAAUAAAUCUUUGGGGUUUUUUAAAGAUUGUUUG